Auanema sp. JU1783 is the source of this 1236-nucleotide messenger RNA. Lineage: Eukaryota; Metazoa; Nematoda; Chromadorea; Rhabditida; Rhabditidae. The record is from the annotation of a GenBank genome assembly.
AUGUCCCGGCUCGCUCUUUUCAAAGCUUUUCGUCCUUUGACUUCAUGUGCCCGUUCUAUGUCCUCCUACCCAAUCCCUGAUUCGGUUUUUGGAUUGACUGAAGACGAUAUAGCUUUCCGUCAGUCUUUGAGGGUUUUCUCUGACAAAGAACUUGCUCCACAUGCCAAUGCUAUUGAUAAGAAUAACGGGUGGGACGGCCUGAGACAAUUCUGGAAAAAGUUAGGAGAUCAAGGACUUUUAGGAAUCACAGCACCUGCUGAGUAUGGAGGAUCGGAGUUCAGCUAUUUCUCCCACGUUUUGGCCAUGGAAGAACUUUCCAGAGCAUCAGGAGCUAUUGCUCUUUCAUAUGGAGCUCACUCAAACUUGUGUGUUAAUCAAAUCGUAAGAAACGGAACUGCCGAACAAAAGGCUAAAUAUCUCCCUAAGUUGAUCAGUGGUGAACAUAUGGGAGCCUUGGCUAUGUCGGAACCUGGAGCAGGUUCUGACGUUGUUAGUAUGAAGUUAACUGCAACAAAAAAAGGAGACAAAUAUGUACUCAACGGUAGCAAAUUCUGGAUCACAAAUGGACCUGAUGCUGACGUACUCGUAGUUUAUGCAAAAACUGAUGCGUCUAAGCAUCAGCAUGGAAUUACGUGCUUCAUUGUUGAAAAAGGUUUUGCUGGAUUCUCGACAGCACCAAAGCUUGAUAAGCUCGGAAUGCGUGGAUCCAAUACUUGCGAGCUUGUGUUCGAUAACUGUGAAAUCCCAGCGGAAAAUGUCAUGGGAGGAAUAGGAAAGGGAGUUUAUGUACUCAUGACUGGUUUGGAUUACGAGCGCCUCGUCUUGUCAGGAGGCCCUCUUGGACUUAUGCAAGCCGCUUGUGAUAUUACUUUCAACUAUGCUCAUCAGAGAGAACAAUUCGGGCAAAAAAUCGGAACAUUCCAACUCAUUCAAGGCAAAAUGGCCGAUAUGUAUACAACACUGAAUGCAUCUCGUGCCUACCUCUACGCUGUUGCUAAAGCUGCCGACAAAGGGAAUGUUUCUAACAAGGAUUGUGCCGGAGUAAUUCUGUAUCUUGCUGAGAACGCCACGAAAGUCUGCUUGGAUGCUAUUCAGAUCUUGGGAGGUAAUGGAUAUAUCAACGAUUACCCUACUGGACGUCUUUUGAGAGAUGCUAAGCUUUAUGAAAUUGGUGCUGGAACUAGCGAGGUUCGUAGAUUGAUUAUCGGAAGAUCUCUUAACAAGGAAUAUAGUUAA